AAAAUCUCUCCGUAGUCAUUACAUGGCUUACAAUACAAAUACUCUCUUUUAUUCUCUGAUCUUGACAAAUCCAUGUCCAAAAUCUCUGUAGAUUUUCUUCUUAUACACUAGCAAAACAUCGAAAGAAAGAAUCUUUGUGGGUGAUCUUUCCUUUAGAUUUUAUAAAUUUUCCAGGAUUCUGAACCAUGAUCUCUGGUCGCUGUGCAGCUUGCAAGUAUUUGAGAAGAAGAUGCCCUUCAGAUUGCAUUUUCUCUCCCUAUUUUCCUCCCAACGAUCAUCAAAGAUUUGCUUGUGUUCACCGAAUCUACGGUGCCAGCAAUGUCGGAAAGAUGCUUCAGCAAAUCCCAUCCCAUGAUCUCCGAGCUAAAGCAGCAGAUACUUUGUAUUUCGAGGCCAAGUACCGAAUUCAAGACCCAGUCUAUGGCUGUGUUGGUAUGAUCACUCAGUUACAUCAACAAAUACACAGUGCAGAAAGUGAGCUUGCCAAAAUCCGGGCUCAGAUUGCCUUCCUCAAUUCCAAUGAUCAUGCACAAGAAUCCCAAGUUCAGAACAUCGAAACCAAAUUACAUCCCGACUCGAACAUUUUAAUAUUGCCGGAGCAAAUCAAUGCUGCCGGCCUGUGGUCGACCUAUGUUCCUACCUCGGCCAGUAGUACUCAAACUUCUUGGUUUUAAUUAGUAAUGUUUUCAAAUACCAAAUAACAUUAUGUUUGAAGCAAUGGCUUAAUUCAAUGCAUAUUAACAAUAAAAGCUUCCUCUUUGAUGUA
Molecule: messenger RNA, 766 nt
Organism: Carya illinoinensis
Lineage: Eukaryota; Viridiplantae; Streptophyta; Magnoliopsida; Fagales; Juglandaceae
Product: LOB domain-containing protein 24-like
Exons: 2
Coding region: 186-674 (162 amino acids)
Source: RefSeq, a predicted model, not a curated record